AUGGCUAAAAUGAAGUUGUAUCCACUAGUUCCGUGUAACUUCGCCAUGUUCUGCGGAAUUAUUUACAUAAUCAUUAUUAUGGUUGGCACAUUUUAUUUUUCAAGCAUUAUGUCAUCACAACAACAAUCAUAUACACAUCUACAGCCGGACAACACAUUAGUUUAUUUCGUGGGGAAUCGACGAUUAUCCGGUGGUCUUAACGAAAAUGGAAAAGAGAAGCACUAUCACGUUACUGUUGGUCAUUCUGAAGGACAGAUGAGAAAAAUAGAAAACUAUUCGUGGUUGGUACCCUUAUGCUAUUUACAAUGGCUUUUACCUUUAUUACCGUUUUGUGAUAAUCAUCAACAAAAAGACCAUUCGUUAUUAACGGUACCGGCGAAAUCAACGAACAAUAUGCAAUCAGAAAACAAUACAUCAACUGGGUCUGACCAGAAAGGUAGGACGAACAAUAACAAUCAAUACCUCGCAAGAUCCAAGGGAAAAUAUAAUAUCAUAGAUCUUCCAUUCUCGAGGCUGGUGCCUUAUGUCUAUGAAAGCACUGCGUUUAUUUUCGGAUUUGGACUUAUUAUCAUAUUAGUAUUCUCAUUAUGUGCUUGUGUACGAUCAUAG
Messenger RNA from Rhopalosiphum maidis (corn leaf aphid), 609 nucleotides. RefSeq lists its product as uncharacterized. Bases 1 to 609 code for a protein of 202 amino acids. The record is from RefSeq and is a predicted model, not a curated record. Lineage: Eukaryota; Metazoa; Arthropoda; Insecta; Hemiptera; Aphididae. The transcript is spliced from 3 exons.